Messenger RNA from Coturnix japonica (Japanese quail), 2178 nucleotides. RefSeq names its product StAR related lipid transfer domain containing 3 (gene STARD3). The record is from RefSeq and is a predicted model, not a curated record. Gene Ontology annotation, molecular function: cholesterol transfer activity; cholesterol binding. Lineage: Eukaryota; Metazoa; Chordata; Aves; Galliformes; Phasianidae. Gene Ontology annotation, cellular component: endoplasmic reticulum-endosome membrane contact site; late endosome membrane; lysosomal membrane. Gene Ontology annotation, biological process: cholesterol transport.
GUGGCUGUCGGCAGGUACCGGGCGGACCGGGGGGGGGGGCGGGUCGGUACCGGGGCUUUGAGGAGCGGAACCGUCCUGGGAUUGAGCUCCGAGCUGCAGCAAUAGGCCGGUGAUGCUGGUGGCUCUGCAGAUGUGGCCCUGAGUGACGUAGGCCCCAAGUUACUUGGGCCAAGGAUGAGCAAGCCGACAGACCUGCAGCACGACCUGGAACGGAGCCUCCCAGCCAUUGCAUCCAUCAGCACCUCGCUUUCCCAGAGCCAGGGCUUCUCCCCAUACUGCUACUUCAAUCCAGAGAAGAGGAAAGCCAUCUCGGACGUGAGGAGGACUUUCUGCCUCUUUGUCACCUUCGAUCUGCUCUUCAUCUCUUUGUUGUGGAUAAUCGAAUUGAACACCAAGGAUGGCAUUCAGAAGAACUUGAAGAACGAAAUCUUCGAGUACAAUUUUAAGACCUCUUUCUUUGACAUAUUUGUCUUGGCUUUCUUCCGAUUUUUUGUGUUGCUGCUGGCCUAUGCGAUCGUAAGGCUGCGCCACUGGUGGGUCAUAGCGGUCACCACGUUGAUAUCCAGUGCCUUCCUGAUCGUGAAGGUCAUCCUCUCCGAGCUUCUCACCAAAGGGGCGUUUGGUUACUUACUUCCCAUCGUCUCCUUUGUCAUUGCUUGGUUAGAGACUUGGUUCCUGGAUUUUAAAGUCCUCACUCAGGAAGCAGAAGAGGAACGAUGGUACCUGGCAGCUCAGGCUGCGGCUGCCCGUGGGCCCCUGCUGUACCCUGGAGCCCUUUCAGAUGGGCAGUUCUACUCCCCGCCGGAGUCCUUUGCAGGGUCGGACAAUGAGUCGGACGAGGAAGGUCCGGGAAGGAAAGCACUGACAGCUCAGGAGAAAGAAUACGUCCGACAAGGCAAAGAAGCCAUGGAAGUUGUGGACCAAAUCCUCGCCCAGGAGGAGAACUGGAAGUUUGAGAAAAACAAUGACUUUGGUGAUGUUGUUUACACUUUUGAAAUACCUUUCCAUGGCAAGACCUUUAUUUUAAAGGCUUUCCUGCAGUGCUCUGCUGAAACAGUUUACCAGGAGGUUAUUCUCCAACCCGAGAAGAUGAUCCUGUGGAACAGAACAGUGGCAGCUUGCCAGAUCUUGCAGCGGGUUGAAGACAACACGAUCGUUUCAUACGACGUGGCAGCCGGGGCUGCAGGCGGUGUCGUUUCCCCCAGGGAUUUUGUGAACGUGAGGCGGAUCGAGAGAAGGAGAGACAGGUACAUUUCCUCAGGGAUGUCGACCACGCACAACCUGAAGCCUCCACUCUCCAAGUAUGUCAGGGGUGAGAACGGACCUGGAGGAUUCAUCGUAUUGAAGUGCCCCAGCAACCCCCGGGUCUGCACUUUUAUCUGGAUUCUAAACACUGACCUGAAGGGUCGCCUGCCCCGGUACCUCAUCCACCAGAGCCUGGCAGCCACCAUGUUUGAGUUUGCCUUCCACCUGCGGCAGAGGGUCGCUGAGCUCUGCAACAAACCCUGAGUGCUGUGCUCUGCCCCUGCUGGACUCGCUGUGGGUGGGCAGGGGGGGCUGCUCCUCUCUGAACCGGAGCCCUGGAGCUGCCACAUGGAGUGUGUCCAACCCCUGUCCUGCUCUGCCCUGAGCCUGGGAUCUGCCCUGUGCUCCAUCUCCCCCCACGUUGGGUCUGGGGGCUCAUUGACACCCCCAGGCUGCUGUGCUGAGGAUGAGGGAUUCAGAGGAGAAGCCGCUCAGGGUGAGCACACAGAUCCAUCCCCUGUCAUGUGCCGCUCACACAUGGGGACAAAGCACAGCUCCUGGGUGGGGGGGCUGCUGUGGGGACCCUCGGGGCAAUCCCUUGUGGCUGCCCCCCCCCCGUGGGGGUUCUCCUGAGCUCAUUUAGAGCCCCCCCUGCAUGCAGCCCUGCAGGCUGUGGGCUCGGAGCCUUCUGCCUUCCCCUGGGGCUGUGGGGGCGAGCACAGCUUCGUGCUACCUGCGCUGCUGCCACGUUGUGCACUGUGAUGGGAGCUGCCCAUACCUGGGUGCACACAGCAGCAGCAUGGGGGGGGGAGCACCCAUGGACCCCCCCAGGGGCUCGGCUUGGGGUCUCUGCCCCCUCUACCGUUGCCUGUUGGUACCGGGGGGCACCUCUGGCUGGCAUCUGUCAAAAUAAAGAGCCUUGCACUGUUUGCA